Messenger RNA from Physeter macrocephalus (sperm whale), 1266 nucleotides. RefSeq lists its product as uncharacterized. The coding region runs from base 126 to 740 and encodes 204 amino acids. Lineage: Eukaryota; Metazoa; Chordata; Mammalia; Artiodactyla; Physeteridae. The transcript is spliced from 2 exons. The record is from RefSeq and is a predicted model, not a curated record.
AGAUCUGUCCGGGACCCUCCCCUGCGGUCCCCACCACACUAGGGAGCAAGAUCCUGGGCUAGCAUUCGAAGCCCUUUGUAAUCCCACGUCUUCCCAUCCCAAACAUUCCUCCCAGUCUCACAGAAAUGCUAAAUCACCCGUGCAUGGGAGGCUUCUGUGGAUUGGAGCACAUUCUUGCAGGAGUCAGCUCUAAGGCCUUCCCUGCCCUCCUCCAGCAGCGGAGGAGGAAGACGGCGCCUUCUCGUUACCCUGGCAACCGUCAGCGGACCCUGUCACCCCGGCAACUGUUCGAGGCCUCCCGUCAGCCCUCUCCUGGGCCUCUUCGGUCACCCAGACAACCGCUACCCAUUCCGGUUAACCAUCAGCCCUUUCUCCGUCACCCUGGCAACGGUCACCAGACCCACCGCCCCACUGGACACACGGUCCUCAUCCUGCACGCAGGCCUCCUCGCCCCAAACCUUCGCCCCAAGCUGAGGUCUCGGGUUCCCUCCUCCUCUUGCCCAUCUCCCCGGCCCCAGGGGGGCACUGCUCCCACCCUGGCGGGGGGCGGGAUGGAUAGGGCCCUGAGGGUCCCGUCUCUUGUCGGGGCUGUUGGACCGUCCUAUCCUGAAGCUGUGCGCAGCCCUGAGCCUGUCUCCUCGCUCUCGCUCUUGCGUGGGACUGUUCAGCCGCUACAGGGAGCUUCUCAAAAUGCAAACCAUGUCUCUCCCCUGCUGAAAACCCUCCCUGGCUCCCCUUGAGAAUCAAAUCCAAACCCUUCAAAGCCCCUGGCGGUCUGGCUGUGGCCUCUUCUUCCACACGCCUCCCCCUCUUGCUCUGCUCCAGCAGGCACUAAUCUCCACGCUGUUACUCCAGUAGCCCAAGCUUAUUCCAGCCUCUGACCUUCCUAUUUACUGCUUCCCACUCCCUGAAAGGUCUGUCGCCCAGCUAGUGAAGCCUUUCCUGGGCCCCGUCACACACCUGCAUAGCUCUCUCUGCCUCUUCUCAGUUAAUUCCAGAAGGGGGGCCGUGUCCUUGUUCAUACUCUAUCCCUAGGGCCUAGAACAGCUCCUGACACGAUGAGUUGAAGGAUGUAACGUUGGGGACAAGGGAGGACAGAGGGGGUGACCAGCAGGCAGGCUUUGGCCAGGCAGACCCAUCCCAGAGAUAAGAGAAUGUAUUUCUGAGGUCUGCUGGGUCCCCAGACUGAUUCAUCACACUGCUGCAAGUAAUGACAGUGUUCCCAGAGGCCAGGAAAAGGCUAGGGAGAUAGAAGUUACUGCUGUG